CGGGCGCGGAGCCUCCAAGAUGCCGUUCCACCCGGUGACGGCGGCGUUGAUGUACCGGGGCAUCUACACCGUGCCCAACCUGCUGUCGGAGCAGCGCCCCGUGGACAUCCCUGAGGACGAACUGGAGGAGAUCCGUGAGGCCUUCAAAGUCUUUGACCGCGAUGGCAAUGGCUUCAUCUCCAAGCAGGAGCUGGGCACAGCCAUGCGCUCCCUGGGCUACAUGCCCAAUGAGGUGGAGCUGGAAGUUAUCAUCCAGCGGCUGGACAUGGACGGCGACGGCCAAGUGGACUUUGAGGAGUUUGUGACUCUCCUGGGACCCAAGCUUUCUACCUCGGGGAUCCCAGAGAAGUUUCAUGGCACUGACUUUGACACCGUCUUCUGGAAGUGCGACAUGCAGAAGCUGACCGUGGACGAGCUGAAGCGGCUGCUGUACGACACCUUCUGUGAGCACCUGUCCAUGAAGGACAUCGAGAACAUCAUCAUGACGGAGGAGGAAAGCCACCUGGGCACAGCUGAGGAGUGCCCCGUGGACGUGGAGACCUGCUCCAACCAGCAGAUCCGCCAGACGUGCGUGCGCAAGAGUCUGAUCUGCGCCUUCGCCAUCGCCUUCAUCAUUAGCGUCAUGCUCAUCGCAGCCAACCAGGUGCUGCGCAGCGGCAUGAAGUAGGCGCACGCGGUGCAUGGGGCCCCCUCUGCGCCCGCCACCGCCUGCAGUCCCCUCCCUCACUCGGCUCCCUGGGCCACCGCCGCGUGUACUUCAGGUCCUGGACAUUUGGCAACCCCACCCCACCCACCCUGUGGGCCC
Messenger RNA from Panthera uncia (snow leopard), 805 nucleotides. RefSeq names its product calcium binding protein 7 (gene CABP7). The coding region runs from base 20 to 667 and encodes 215 amino acids. Gene Ontology annotation, molecular function: calcium ion binding. The transcript is spliced from 5 exons. Lineage: Eukaryota; Metazoa; Chordata; Mammalia; Carnivora; Felidae. The record is from RefSeq and is a predicted model, not a curated record.